Molecule: messenger RNA, 1966 nt
Organism: Mus pahari (shrew mouse)
Lineage: Eukaryota; Metazoa; Chordata; Mammalia; Rodentia; Muridae
Gene: Cylc1
Product: cylicin 1
Exons: 6
Coding region: 41-1966 (641 amino acids)
Cellular component (GO): acrosomal matrix; nucleus
Molecular function (GO): structural constituent of cytoskeleton
Source: RefSeq, a predicted model, not a curated record
AUACAAAUGCUGAAGUCCUGGCAGAAGAUAGGCAAAGGAAAUGUCUCUUUCAAGACUGGAUGGUGAAACAUUGAUCAUUGAAGAUGUUCAAACUUCAAGUUCUUCCUGUCGACAAGAAAUAAAUACCACAACAUAUGAUGAUUACAUUUUGAUCAGUCAAACCAGGGAAAAACAGAAUCAAGAACAUUUUGCUUUGACAUUUCCCCAAACAUCUAUGCCAGAUAUAAAGAAGAGAUCAGCAUCUUCAGAAUUAGAAGUUGCAGUUCCUAUACAAGUGAAAAGGAAAAUUGAGGAAGAUCAGAAACCAACUCAUGUAUGGAUAAACCAAUUUUUAAGAGACAUUUUCUUAAAGUCAUCCUUUUCUCUAGCUUUUACUACACAAGCUCCAUUCAAAUAUCUUUAUAAUCCUCAAAACCAUUAUAUAAUGGCAGAAACUAGAAAGCCCAAAGAUGAUAAAAGAAGAAAAACUUUGAAGAAAAAAUUCAGGGAAAAAACGAGCUCAUGCAUAGUAAAUCUGGAGCCCAUGAGAACAAUAACCAGUGGGGAACCUGAAAUACUAGGCAAUACAGAAAAAAAUACAUCAAAAUCAUCACAUAACAUUAGAUUGCCUAAGAAGUCAAAUUCUACAUCAGAAACAAAUCUAGAAUGCAACAAUUCAAAGAAAACCUUGGAAAUGAGUUGGAGAAAUGGCAACAAAAAUUCAAUGAAUUUUGGUAUGAAGGAGAAUGCAGCCACAUGUCGCAAGGAUAAUCCCAAGGACUCUAAGAAGGGUGUUGAGGACAUUUCUGAUGAGAUAUCAGAGUGUAUACACAGCUCAAAUAUGGAUUUAAUGUUCCGUCUAAAUGAGUUCAGAGCUGAAUUCACAGAUUUUGAUGAAUGGUCAACAAAUUGCUCACAGAACAAUGCAAAGAAGCCUUUAAAGAAGGGAGGAAAGAAGGAAAGGGACUCAGAUAUUGAUUCUGGAGACUCAAAAAAUGCAAAGAAAGAGGGAAAGAAAAAAGACAAGAAAGAAUCCAGGAAAAAGAGGGAUACAGAAUCUAGUGAUGCUGAAUCCGGUAACUCCAAGGAUGGAAAGAAAAUAACAAAAAAAGAUAAAAAAAAUGAAAUUAAGAAAAAGAAGGAUACAGACUCUACUGGUAGUGGAUCUGGGGCGUCCAAGGUUUCAAAGAAAGGUAAGACAGAAAAGAAGAGUACAAGCAAAAAGAGUACAGGAUCUUCUGGUAGUGAAUCUGUAGAUUCAAAGGGUGCAAAGAAAGUAAAGAAACAAGAAAAGAAAGAUGUCGUGAAGAAAGCAGUCUCUACUGAUUCUGAAUCAGAUGCAUCAUCAAAGAAGGGAAAGAAAGAUGAAAAGAAGGAAAAUAAAGGGAGAAAGAGGAAGCCUAUUAAAGAUACAGAGUCUACUGAUGCUGAUUCUGAAUCUGAAGGUGACUCAACAGGUAAAAAGAAUGAAAAGAAGAAUAAGAAAAUUACAAAGAAAGCAGAAAAGAAGGAUACAAAAAAGAAAACAGCAUCUUCUGAAAGUGAGUCUGAUUUGGGACUAAAGGAAAAGAAAACUAAAAUAAAGGAUGUAGUGAGUUUCAGUGAUUCAACAUCUGAUACAUCUUCCAAGACAGGCAGAAGAAAAAGUUUAAGGCUCUCAGAUUCUGAAUCUGAAGAUUCAUCAGGGUUCAGAGUUUUAAAUUCAACUGAUGAUUCAGAGGCCUCAUCCACAGACUCAAAGAUGAGAAUUCCAGGAAUGAGGAAAGGGUUCAGAUCAUUAUCCAAAAAGACUACUUUCAAUGAAAAGGGGAAAAGAAGUGUGACUGGUAGAAUCCCUUCAUCACGAGAAAGACUACCUUUCCCUCCUUGUGAGCCUUUUAGAGCAUCAGCUAAGCCCAUACGUGUCUGUCAGUGCAAGAAAACUACAUCUCCAAAAGCAAGAUAUGCUCCUUUGCCUGGAGUGGAGUGGAUUCAUAAACUUCUCUGA